CUCUCAACUAGAGUCAUCUUUACUCUUCUUCUCACUUUCUAAAAGUAAUUAAGCGGCACUCUCUCUCUCUCUCUCUGUUCAUCGAUUCGGUUUUGAUUUGGGGGAAUAGGGCAGAUCUGAAGGGAGGAGAGCCAGAUCGGGGGGAUUGCUAGGUCAUGGAGGAAGCUCUGGAAAUGGCGCGAGCCAAGGACACCAAGGAGCGCAUGGCUGCUGUGGAGCGUCUCCACCAGCUCCUCGAAGCUUCUAGAAAGAGCCUGACUCCCUCGGAAGUGACUUCGCUUGUCGAUUCUUGCUUGGAUCUCCUCAAGGACAGCAAUUUCAGAGUCUCCCAAGGCGCGCUUCAGGCCCUCGCUUCCGCCGCCGUCCUCGCCGGCGAGCAUCUGAAGCUUCACUUGAACGCGCUUGUCCCUGCCGUCGUGGAGCGGCUUGGCGACAGCAAACAACCGGUUAGGGAUGCGGCGAGGCGGUUGUUGACAACUCUCAUGGAGGUUUCAUCUCCGACGAUUAUAGUGGAAAGAGCAGGUUCCUAUGGUUGGCUGCAUAAGAGUUGGAGAGUUAGGGAAGAGUUUGCUCGUACUGUCACUUCUGCCAUUGGUCUCUUUGCAUCCACCGAGCUCCCUCUCCAGCGUGUUAUUCUUUCUCCGAUACUUCAGAUGUUAAAUGAUCCGAAUCAAGCUGUUAGGGAAGCUGCAAUUCUGUGCAUUGAGGAGAUGUACAUGCAGGGUGGAAAUCAAUUUCGCGAAGAGCUUCAGCGCCACCAUCUCCCAUCUUAUAUGGUAAAAGAUAUUAAUGCUAGAUUGGAGCGCAUUGAGCCACAACAGCGUUCUACAGAUAGCCGUAGUAGCCACCAUGUUGUUAAUGAGAUUAAGGCUUCAAGUGUCAAUCCCAAGAAGAGCAGUCCAAAGGCAAAGACUUCCACAAGAGAGAAUUCUUUAUUUGGAGGAGAUCCUGACAUCACCGAGAAACCAAUCGAGCCGAUCAAAGUGUACUCAGAAAAGGAGCUGAUUCGAGAAUUUGAGAAAAUUGCUUCAACACUUGUCCCAGAGAAAGACUGGUCAAUGCGUAUUUCAGCUAUGCGGAGGGUUGAAGGACUUGUUGCGGGAGGUGCGACUGACUACUCUUGUUUUCGAGGUCUCCUGAAGCAACUUAUUGGUCCCUUAAGUACACAGUUAUCUGACAGGAGGUCUACCAUUGUUAAGCAGGCUUGCCAUCUCUUGUGUCUCUUAUCAAAAGAGCUACUGGGUGAUUUUGAAGCUUGCGCUGAGAUUUUUAUUCCAGUACUUUUCAAGCUGGUUGUGAUCACGGUUCUUGUAAUUGCAGAAUCUGCUGAUAACUGCAUAAAAACGAUGCUGCGUAACUGCAAAGCUGCCCGUGUGCUUCCUCGCAUAGCUGAGGCAGCAAAACAUGACCGUAAUGCAGUUUUGCGAGCAAGGUGUUGUGAAUAUGCACUGUUAACACUCGAACAUUGGCCUGAUGCUCCAGAAAUUCAGCGGUCAGUUGAUUUAUACGAAGAUCUGAUUAGAUGCUGUGUUGCAGAUGCUAUGAGUGAGGUACGGGCAACUGCUAGAAUGUGCUACAGAAUGUUUGCUAAAACUUGGCCGGAUCGUUCUCGUCGUUUAUUUUCCUCCUUUGACCCUGUCAUUCAAAGGCUAAUAAAUGAAGAAGAAGGUGGAAGUCAUAGGAGACAUGCCUCGCCAUCUGUCCGUGAGAGACACUCCCAGCCUUCAUUUUCUCAGACGUCUGCUCCAUCUAAUUUACCUGGCUAUGGGACAUCAGCCAUAGUCGCUAUGGAUAGAAGUUCAAAUUUAUCCUCAGGAGGAUCUCUUUCUUCUGGGCUACUCUUAUCCCAGUCAAAGGAUCUCAAUAAAGGUUCUGAACGUAGUCUGGAAAGCGUGUUACAAUCAAGCAAGCAGAAGGUUAGUGCAAUUGAAAGUAUGCUCCGAGGACUGCAUGUAUCCGAUAGACAGAAUCCAGCAGCCCUUCGUUCGAGUAGUUUGGAUCUAGGAGUUGACCCUCCAUCGUCUCGUGAUCCUCCAUUCCGUGCUUCUGUUCCAGCAUCCAACACUCUCACAAAUAGCACAGCUGCUGAAUCAAUGCCUAGCAUUAACAGAGUCAGUAAUCGCAGUGGUGGCCUUGGUUUGUCAGAUAUCAUCACCCAGAUACAAGCCUCGAAGGACUCAGGAAGGCAAUCACACCGCAGCAAUUUGUUGUCCGAGUCUCAUCCUAGCUUUUCAUCCUUGACAGCUAAAAGGGUCUCAGAGAGAAACGAGAGAAGUUCUUUUGAGGACAACAAUGAUGCAAGGGAUGCUAGGCGGUUUAUGGUAGGUCAUUUAGACAGACAGCAGAUGGAUAGCGCUUAUAGAGAUUCAUCAUUCAGGGAUUCAAACGCCAGUCACGUUCCCAAUUUCCAGAGGCCACUUUUGAGGAAAAAUGUUGGGGGAAGAUUGUCCGCAGGCAGGACGAGGAGUUUCGAUGAUAGCCAACUGCAAGUUGGUGACAUGUCAAAUUAUGUUGAUGGUCCAGCAUCUCUGAACGAGGCCCUUAACGAUGGACUGAAUUCAAGUUCUGAUUGGAAUGCUAGAGUUGCUGCUUUUAAUUUUCUCCAAACUCUACUGCAACAAGGCCCCAAAGGUGCUCAAGAAGUAAUCCAAAAUUUUGAGAAAGUAAUGAAACUGUUUCUCCGGCAUUUGGACGAUCCUCACCACAAGGUUGCACAAGCAGCAUUGUCGACACUCGCGGAUCUUAUACCAUCUUGCCGAAAGCCUUUUGAGAGCUACAUGGAAAGAGUCUUACCACAUGUGUUUUCAAGGCUAAUCGAUCCUAAAGAGGUAGUUAGACAGCCUUGCUCCUCAACCCUGGAUAUUGUCAGCAAAACCUACAGCGUAGAUUCCCUUUUACCUGCGUUGCUUCGUUCACUGGAUGAGCAGAGAUCACCGAAGGCUAAAUUAGCCGUGAUCGAAUUUGCCAUCAACUCCUUCAACAGGUACGCUGGCAACCCUGAAAUUUCGGGUAAUAGUGGCAUCCUAAAGUUGUGGCUGGCAAAAUUGACACCCUUAACACGCGACAAGAAUACCAAGUUGAAAGAAGCUUCCAUCACUUGUAUCAUAUCGGUUUACAAUCACUAUGAUUCUGCGGGACUUCUAAAUUACAUUCUUAGUUUGUCGGUUGAGGAGCAAAACUCCUUGAGAAGAGCCCUCAAACAGUAUACUCCCCGCAUUGAGGUGGACUUAUUAAAUUAUAUGCAGAGUAAGAAGGAGAAACAGAGAAUAAAGUCUUAUGACCCCUCUGAUGCCAUUGGGACAUCAUCUGAAGAAGGAUAUCCAGGUGCUUCCAAGAAGAAUAUGUUCCUUGGCAGGUAUUCUGGGGGUUCCGUUGACAGUGAUAGUGGUAGGAAGUGGAGUUCUUCACAGGAGCCAACAACGGUCACUGGUGGUGUUGUUGGUCAAAGUGUUUACAGUGGAACUCAGGAAAAGCUGUAUCACAACUUCAGAAGUGGGAUAAGUUCUGCUAGUGAUGUGUUGAACCAAAAGGAUUCUGAUUACACGUUUACUUCAGCUGGUCAGAAUUUGAUAUCAAGAACUAGCCCUAAUGGAAGCUCAGACAAGGUUGAAAACUUUGAUAGCUUAUCUCCACCACGUUUAGAGAAGAAUGGUAUGAAUAUGACAAACGCUGAUUCCAUGGAAGAAAGACAUGAAAAUGAGGUUUCCCGCGAAUUAGAUUUGAGUCAUUACAUGCUCUCAUCUAUUAAGGUUAGUCCAACACCGGAAUCUGGACCUAGCAUUCCUCAGAUUCUACAUAUGAUCAAUGCGAGUGAUGGAAGCCCUUCUUCAAGCAAGAUAUCUGGACUCCAGCAACUAAUUGAAGCCUCUGUAGCUAACGAAGAAUCAGUUUGGACCAAGUACUUCAAUCAAAUAUUGACGGUUGUUCUUGAAGUGGUCGAUGACGAAGAUUUGUCAGUCAGAGAAGUUGCUCUUUCGCUGAUAUCUGAAAUGCUAAAGAGCCAGAAAGAUGCCAUGGAAGAUUCGGUUGAGAUAGUGAUUGAGAAGCUGCUUCAUGUCUCGAAGGACUCUAUUCCAAAAGUUUCCAGUGAAGCUGAGCAAUGUUUGACCACGGUUUUGUCCCAAUAUGAUCCUUUCAGAUGCUUAAGUGUUAUUGUGCCACAAUUGGUUACAGAAGAUGAGAAAACUCUCGUCGCUUGCAUCAAUUGCUUAACUAAGCUUGUGGGUAGGCUCUCGCAAGAGGAACUAAUGGAUCAGUUGUCUUCUUUCUUGCCUGCGGUUUUCGAAGCAUUUGGGAACCAAAGUGCAGAUGUCCGAAAGACAGUGGUGUUCUGUCUGGUAGACAUAUAUAUAAUGCUUGGGAAAGCAUUUUUGCCGUAUUUGGAAGGUCUAAACAGCACACAGGUUCGCCUAGUGACCAUCUACGCAAACAGGAUCUCACAGGCUAGAACCGGUGCCCCUAUCGACCCAGACACCUAACGAGCCACUUUGUGCUCGUGGUUCAUUGGUAAUCCCCUCGCGUCUUUGGGGGGUUUAUAUUCAUUAAAUAUUGUUCAUUUUGUAUAUGGGUACGUGUGCGUCUUGUGUUUCUUGUGAUAUCUUUGCUGUAAUUUUGCAAGUUGUGGUUUUUCUUCUAAUUCAUUUUGUUACAGUGUAUGAUCUAUUUUGCUUUGUUUUUGGGCCGAAUCAAAAAAAAAAAAUUGCAUC
Messenger RNA from Raphanus sativus (radish), 4706 nucleotides. RefSeq names its product CLIP-associated protein. Gene Ontology annotation, molecular function: microtubule binding. Gene Ontology annotation, biological process: microtubule cytoskeleton organization. The coding region runs from base 156 to 4478 and encodes 1440 amino acids. The record is from RefSeq and is a predicted model, not a curated record. Lineage: Eukaryota; Viridiplantae; Streptophyta; Magnoliopsida; Brassicales; Brassicaceae. Gene Ontology annotation, cellular component: cytoplasmic microtubule. The transcript is spliced from 21 exons.